Messenger RNA from Papilio polytes (common Mormon), 3653 nucleotides. It is a transcript of the gene Grip, whose product is annotated as glutamate receptor-interacting protein 2. The record is from RefSeq and is a predicted model, not a curated record. Gene Ontology annotation, biological process: neurotransmitter receptor transport, endosome to postsynaptic membrane. Gene Ontology annotation, molecular function: protein binding. The transcript has 18 exons. Bases 262 to 3492 code for a protein of 1076 amino acids. Lineage: Eukaryota; Metazoa; Arthropoda; Insecta; Lepidoptera; Papilionidae.
AGGGGUGGACGUGCGCUCCCUACUCUAUAAGUUCGUACGAAAAUAAUCAUUUCGGUCCUAUCGUAAACGCUCAUACAGUUAAGUGGCAUGUGACACGGGAUAGUGCAGUGAGAUACAGUUUUAAAUAGAUAAUUAUUACCUGUUAUUAAUAUUUGAAAAGGAUUUUUUGUUGUCGGUACUCUUAUGGAUUAGUGUCGUGUGCAAGUUAGUGGUGCGAUGUUAAGUGAAGUGUAAAGUUGCUCCGACAAAUAUGUUGUCAAAAUGAAGUUGUGGAAAAGCCUCAAGAUCUCCAUAGGCAGUAAAACUGAUCCUAAAGCGUACUCGCACGAGCUGCCGCAGUGGGGUGCGCAGGGGUAUGAACUAGAUGUGUUCAAGUCGCAGACGUCGCUGUCGACGGACUCGGGUCUGUGCACGGAGCGCGGGCUGCGACGCACACACAUCGAGCUGCCGAAGCCGCCCGGCAAGAGGAUCGGACUUAAACUGGCAGGUCGCUCGGAGCCGGGCGUAGUGCCUAGUAUCGUGGGCUUCACGAAGGACUCCGUAGCGCAGGAGUCGGACCGGUUGGCGCCGGGAGACCGGAUAUGCAGCGUCAAUGGCAUAUCUACUGCGCGCCUCACCAACGACGAAUUGCUGCGAUUACUCGACAAUGUGGAGGAACGCGCCUCCCUAGAGGUCGAGUACUACAUGCCCAAUUACGCAUCACAAAAUUCCCUGUACAUAACGACGAAAGUAGCUGAGGUACCCGUGGAGAAAGUGAAUGGGUCCCUGGGGGUGACGAUACGCGGCGGUCUGCCGGAGAACUCGGCGCAGAGUGCGGACCUGGUGCUGAACAGCCGGUCCCUGGACGCGCUGCCGCUGGUGGUGACGCACGUGAGGCCGGGCGGCGCCGCCUACCACACCUCCAGGAUCAAACCCGGCGAUAGACUGCUGAAAGUGGAUCAUAUAUCACUAACGAACAAGACGCUGUCGGAGGUGCACCAGAUCCUGCAGAACUGUCCACAGGUGACGAGCCUCACCAUAGAGUAUGACGUGUCCAUCAUGGAGUCGGUGAAGCUGGCGACGGGGCCUUUGCUCAUAGAGAUAGAGCGGCCCUGCAACGAGGACCUCGGCCUCUUCCUCGUAAACCAGCGCGGCGACGACCUCUACAGCUCCGCCUCCGAUACCUACCAGCGGCUCGGCGGCGGCGGCGGCGGUGCCAUCUUCAUCGACAGCAUCCUGCCCGCCAGCAUCAGCGACAGGUGCGGCGCGCUGCAGCCGGGCGACCAGCUGCUGGCGUUCGACGACCACGUGGUGGAGGGCAACAGCUACACGGCGGAGGAGGUGAUGUGCUACCUGGAGCGCUGCGAGGCCGGCUGCUCGCGUCUGCACGUCGCGCCGCGCCACUUGCUCGCGCACACGCCCGCCAGAGAGAACUCCAUAUCAGGAGCGUCGACACUCAACACCAAAAAACGUCAAAGGAACUACAGACAAAGCUCGAUGCCGAAGCUAGGCUCGCAGGAGGACUACGAGGAGGAGCAGAGGUACAUGGGUGCGGGGUCGGGGGCGGGGGCGGGGGUGUGCCGCACGGAGGCGCUGAGCGUGCAGCUGGAGGUACCGCCCGGCCACAGCAGCGGGCUGGCGCUGGCGCAGCACGCCGCACACCUCCGCAUCGCGCACGUGCAGCCGCACUCGCCCGCCUACAGGUCAGGCUGCCUGCAGCCGCGAGACCGCGUCAUGUCCAUCAACGGCCACGAGAAUCUAACUCUGGAAGUAGCGAAUGAAAUCUUGCAGAGGAGAAACGACUCGCACAAUCCUAAAUACUUAACAUUGAACGUGGAGUUCAGUAUGCCCAACACCAUCGAGGCCUCCAGCGGCGUCUUUAAUGUCAAACUGGCGAAGAUGUCUGCAGGCCUCGGUAUAACCAUCACUGGUUGCAAGCAAAAGUUGUUAAGCAACGAGGAACCAAUGAUGAUCUCGGAGAUAAAGGCGGGCUCUGCGGCGCACCGCAGCGGCGCGUUGGCCGCCGGCGACCAGCUGCUGGCCAUCAACGGGCAGCCGCUGCACAACCUGUCCCUGGACACAGCAUUCAAUAUCCUUCAAAACUCGCCCGACGACAUAAUAACAUUGAAAAUAAGAAAACGAGAUCCAGAAGAUUGGGCAAACGUUCAUAAACACAAUCCGAAGCUGACGUUGCAAAGCUUCAGCAACAUCGAGACGAAGGCGAUGGUCCACAGCGGAGAGGACUCCGGCCACCACUCCGACAGCCCCAACAACAGCGCCAAAGAAAGCGACCGCAGCCACGCCAGCUGCAGCGACGCUGGCCCCGCGCUGCUGCUCGUCGAGCUCGUGCGACACGAGCUCGGCCCGCUCGGCCUCACCAUAGCCGGCAGCGAGGACGUCACGCAGCCCAUUUUACUGAGUGGUCUCGUAGAAGGUGGUUUAGCGGAGAAAUGCGGUAAGUUGUCGAUAGGCGACGAGCUGCUGAGCAUCAAUGGCGAGAGCGUCCUCAACAAGCCGCUGUCGGAGGCCAUCAAGCUGCUGCAGCAGAGCGGCCCGCGCGUGCAGCUGCAGCUCGCCAGGAAACUUGCCGGUCCCUUGGAAAGUGCAGAAACGAGUGCAAGAGACUCCAGCCACUCCACCUCCAGCCCCGGAUUGUCUAACGACAGCGCCGUCGAGUCCUGGGAUCAGACCACGCCAGUCAGGACCAGCGCCAACUGCGGUAAUUCGGAGGUAAUCGAAUACGCAGUUCCGGACAAGAGCAGAAUAGAGAAGCAGCCGUACUCGCCGACGGACGAAGACAAGCUGCUGGGGUUCUGCGGCGACCUGCCGCUGCCCGACUACUCGCUGCACAACUCGCUGCAGACCUUCCACUACGAGAACACGCGCAUCGCGCCCGAGCCCGGCCGCGGCCGCACGCGCGAGGACGACGUGCGCCAGAUCGAGGUGCUCACCUCCAACAUGAAGCGCUGCGAGCUGCGCUGCGCGGCGCCGUGCCGCUGCGACUACGUGCCCAUGGGCCCCUGCGCCGCCGGCAUCUACUCGCUCACCGCGCGCCACUCGCCGCUGCACGCCGCCUUCUCCACCAGCCCCAUCUAUGAAAACGAUGUUUCAGUCGAGUGCAGUGAGGUUGUGCGUGGUGCAGGCGAGCGGGGCGAGCGUGGCGCGCGCGGCUCGGUGCACCACGUGAUCCUGUACAAGGACGCCAUCUACGACGACUACGGCUUCUCGGUGUCGGACGGGCUGUACGAGCGCGGCGUCUACAUCAACCGCAUCCGACAGGGCGGGCCCGCCGACAUCGUCGGCCUACUGCGCCCCUACGACAGGAUCCUGCAGGUGAACGGCACGCGCACCGUGGAGUACGACUGCUGCCUGACGGUGCCGCUCAUCGCCGCGGCCGGGGACCGCCUGGAGAUCGUCGUGCAGCGCCUCCUCGUCUCCAACGAGCUGAAGAGCCAGCGCUCGGAGGACAGCUCCAGCGCCAGCGACAGCAGCAUCGUGACUAAGACUAUUUAGUGCAUAACCCGCCUUUAGUGCGCCCGCGCUAAAGACCACACUUGUAUAGUGAUCAUACUGUGUACACUGACAAUUUACUUACAUUGACUUAUGUCGUGAAGUUUACAUUAAGUUUAGAUUAAAUAUUGUACAUAUAAUGCUAAUAAAUCUGUAAUCAUUUC